Penicillium argentinense is the source of this 1251-nucleotide messenger RNA. RefSeq names its product lipase family protein. Lineage: Eukaryota; Fungi; Ascomycota; Eurotiomycetes; Eurotiales; Aspergillaceae. Bases 1 to 1251 code for a protein of 416 amino acids. The transcript has 2 exons. Gene Ontology annotation, biological process: lipid metabolic process. The record is from RefSeq and is a predicted model, not a curated record.
AUGCUUUUUCCCCGGAAUAACUUUGGCUUCAUGUGCCUUGUACCCCUCCUUUGGGGCGCAGUGUCGUCGGCGCACAAUGAAACCCGACCGAUCUCAAACGAGCUAUUCAACUCGCUGGAGGAGCUAUCUCGACUCGUCGACAUCUCCUAUUGCGUAGGCACGACGGGCGUGCAGAAGCCAUUCCAGUGUCUCAGCCACUGCUCAGAGUUCCCGAACCUAGAGCUAAUAACAGCAUGGAGUACCGGAGUGCUAUUAUCCGAUAACUGCGGGUACAUCGCGCUGUCACACGAGCCCGGGGAGAAGCGCAUUAUAAUCGCUUUUCGGGGUACGUAUUCAAUUACAAAUACGAUCAUCGACCUCUCCGCAUAUCCACAAUCAUACGUCCCAUAUCCAGGAAACGAUUCGGACAGGGAAAGCAAAACGCAACCAGAAAAGCACUGCACAAACUGCACCGUACACGCCGGAUUCCUUAAAUCCUGGACCAACACACGAGAAACAGUACUGCCGCGCAUCGCCUCUGCACUGGAAAAGUACCCCAACUACGAAGUAACGUUGGUAGGCCAUUCGCUGGGCGGGGCGGUAGCAGCACUAGCAGGGCUAGAAAUGCAAUUGAAGGGGUGGAACCCGACAGUCACGACAUUCGGCGAACCGAUGGUUGGGAAUGCCGAUUUCGCCAGCUUCCUCAAUGAGCAAUUCGAAUUAGAAACCGGUCGCAAAUCGCGUCAGUCAACGAACUCCUACAGCUACAAACUGAAGGAGCGGAAAUACCGCCGAGUAACGCAUAUCAACGACCCGGUUCCACUUCUCCCACUUCGAGAAUGGGGAUACGCGCCCCACGCUGGUGAAAUAUUCAUUUCCCGAGCAGAGCUUUCUCCCGCAGUUCGGGAUGUUCGAUUAUGUAUCGGCAAUGAAGAUCCAGGAUGUAUCGCCGGCGCCGAGUCACCAGAACGUGAACUCUUGGACAUGUACCAAGAUAUAAACAUACCACUGGAUACGAUGGAGAAUCCAGUAGAGCCAUGCUAUGAGUCACCUGAGAUGAUAUCCCAUCCAAAUGCGGAGCAGCAAGUCGUUAUCGGGGCACGAAGCAGUCCAAGAUGCAAACCGAAGGAAGCCACCUCAGGACUGUAUCCCCGGAACUGGGAUUGGUCUUUUAUUCCCGGGAGAUAUCGACUUUGGGAGCUAUUCUAUGCUCACCGGGAUUAUUUCUGGAGAAUCGGGCUGUGUGUCCCUGGUGGUGAUCCGACGGGGUGA